Molecule: messenger RNA, 822 nt
Organism: Elephantulus edwardii (Cape elephant shrew)
Lineage: Eukaryota; Metazoa; Chordata; Mammalia; Macroscelidea; Macroscelididae
Product: killer cell immunoglobulin-like receptor 3DL3-like
Exons: 7
Coding region: 1-822 (273 amino acids)
Source: RefSeq, a predicted model, not a curated record
AUGACCCUCACAUUGAUCGGCCUGCUGUGUCUUGGUGAUCAUAGGAAACCCAUCCUGAUUGUCCGGCCAACACAUGUGGUACCUCGAGGAAACCGCGUGACUCUUGAGUGUCACUGUCAUCGUGGAUUUGCCGAGCACAAGCUCUACAAGGGACCUGUGACACCAGCAGAUGCUGGCAGCUACAAAUGUCAUGUUCGUUAUCAUCAUUUAAUCCUACCAGUAGCCAGCAACCCUGUGGAGAUCCUGGUCACAGGUGUAUACAGAAAACCCUCCCUUCUGGCCUGGCCUGGACCCCUGGUGACACUGGGAGAGAAUGUGACCCUGCGGUGCCGUUCAGAGACCGUCUUUGACACCUACAUGCUGUAUAAAGAUGAGGGAAUCGGGGACCCCUUGCGUGUACGUGGUAAACUGCAUGACUGGACCUCUCAGGCUGACUUCUCCAUGGGCCCAGUGACAUCUGACCAUGCGGGGACCUACAGAUGUUAUGGUUGGCUCACCCACGCCCCCUACGAACUGUCAGACCCCAGUGACCCCCUGACUCUCGUGAUCACAGGUAACACUAGACUUUGGUCUAUUCUGAUUGGACUCUCGGUGGUCGCCAUCAUCCUGGUCCUCCUCAUUUGCUUCCUCAUUCGUCGCUGCUGUCGUGCAAAAAAGGAUGCCACUAUGCUCAGCAGAGAGCCUGACGUGGACACCACGGUGAGUGGGAAGGUACCUGAAGAAGACCCACAGGAGGUGACUUACACAGAGCUGAGACACUGGACUCCCAAGAAGGAAAAAAAUCACUCCCACCCCACAGAGGUCAGAGGCCUCCUCAACUAA